Molecule: messenger RNA, 958 nt
Organism: Aplysia californica (California sea hare)
Lineage: Eukaryota; Metazoa; Mollusca; Gastropoda; Aplysiida; Aplysiidae
Exons: 3
Coding region: 212-571 (119 amino acids)
Source: RefSeq, a predicted model, not a curated record
UCAACUGCAUGGGCUCAUCCGACCCGUGCGAUGCAGAAUGAGGGAAAAUCUUGCCUGUGCACCAGCUAAUAGAUCUACAGCUAAGGAUGCGCCAUACUUUUCUUUUUAACGGGAAACCAGACUUCGGAGCAAAGCUCACCCUAUCCAUCGCUACGCUGAAUUAAGCUGUUACCGGAGGAAUAACAGAGGCUAAACUUUCCAGAGGCCGACCAUGCCAACGUCCAGCGAAGCUCUUCGCCUGAUCCGGAAGUACACGGACUACGUGCCCAGUGGGCCGACCUUAUACCGGGGCCCGGUGCCGCUACCUAAUGUGGAGAUAAAACGCCCUAUCACUCUACCCAGUGUGACCAUCUGUGACGUCAGAGGUCUGACCUGUUACAACCAGAGUCGGGAUGGAGACAGCUGCAGUAGUGACGUCAGAAGGGUGCCGCCCUCUAUGUUACAGGGAGCCUCUCACAAGAAGCUGCCACCUAUCCACGUCCCAGUGGGUAGUACCGGAAGUCACCCCCAGCCCUGCCUAGAGUCUCCAAGUCUCUCGGAUGUUAGGACAGGCGAGAGGGAAAAGGGGUAGGUGUGGCGAAUUUCUGAAACAGUAUCCCGGUUUGGUUUUGACUGGUAGCAACAGAAGGCCGCAGGCAGUGGCGGGGUGUAGUGAAGGGCUAAAGGGCUUGAGCCCCACCCCCAACUAUUUCCCUCCGUAAAUGAAUGUUCCUUCUAAAAAACGAGAUAAUCAGUUGAAACCUUUAGAACUGUUUCAGAAUCUUCCUCCUCCGCCUUUAGUCGCAUGCGGUGAACACACACGCUAGCUCGUUUAUCCAAUCCCUGUAGCAACCGCACAACAAUAGUAACCUAACAGCCAAUCAAAUGUGUUCAGGGCUCAGCAAAGGAUGAGCCCAUUCCGGCGGUCCUUUUUUAAUUAAACUCUACUUGAAAAAAAGUGUUUAAAAAAAAGAACCAA